AUGAAACAUGGCUAUGACGUCAUCCCAAAAGAGCCAAUCACACAGAAAUCCUUUACAUAUGUUCCAGGAAUUGCAAGAAAUAAAGCGCCCAGUGCCAAGGGAGCCAUCGACACCAGUGCCCGGUGCCCAGUGCCACCGCCCAGUGCCAAGGGAGCCAUCGACACCAGUGCCCGGUGCCCAGUGCCACCGCCCAGUGCCAUGGCAACCUCCGCAACCCUCACGCACGCAGGCAAAGUCACCAACAUGGCCCCCUGCGCCCCUCCGGAGGGCGUGGAUGGCCCCGCCUGGCCCAUCAACCAGCUGGGAGGCAACAGGAGGGAACCGCCCCCAGGGGUUCUGCCUUGGCCCCCAGGGGUUCUGCCUUGGCCCUCAGGGGAUGGCGGAACGAGGGACGGUUUCUUCGCAGUUCUCGGCGCUCAGCCCCUGGUUUCCCUGAAGCCUGAGGUACCCCCUUCCGUGCCUCCUGGCGUGCCCCUGGUCUCUACCGCGCCCUUCAUGCCUUCCCUCCCCCCUACCGUGCCUCUGGACCCUUCCCUGGUCCCUACCGUGCCUCUGGACCCUUCCCUGGUCCCUAGCGUACCUCUGGUCCCUUCCCUGGUCCCUAGCGUACCUCUGGUCCCUUCCCUGGUCCCUUCCCUGGUCCAUACCGCGCCCCUGGUCCCUCCCUUGCACCCUACCGCGUCCCUGGUCCCUCCGAUCCCCCCUACCGCGCCGCCUGAUGCCUCCCCUCCCCCCCAGGAGAGGGGUGACGUUCCACCUUCCUCCGAGGCAUAUGAACAUCCCUCCCGAUUCCUCGUCGGAGAACGGGAACGAGAACGUACGUGUGGAUGAAGAGGAGGAAGAAGAAGAAGAGGAAGAGGAGGAAGAGGAGGAGGAGGAAGAGGAAGCGAGUCAAGCCAAGAGGCACGCCAAGGCGGCCGGCGGAGGGCCGUGCCUGUGCCAGUACCCCUGCUGCGGGAAGGUCCUCUCGCCGGCGCCGGAGGAAGCCUACAAGCAGUGCCACCAGUGCCACACGCGCUACUGCUCCCGUCCCUGCCGGCGCAUGCACUGGGACGCCCACAAGAGGCACUGCGCGCGGAUCCUGGCCCGCUCCUUGGCCAAGAAUCUCACCGUGGCCCUCCGCCACAGGCCGAGGGUCCUCCAGCAGCUGAGCGUCGUGGCGCGCAGGGGCGUGAGGUCCCUGGGGCGCGGGGCGGUCAAAGAUCUUCUUCAGGGACACGGCCGAGGUGGAGAAUUUCCUGCUGGAUUUGGGCGAGGAGAAGGAGAAAGAGAAGGAGAAGGAGAAGGAGAAAGAAGGGAGGCAGGACAAAGACAAGGAGAA
Molecule: messenger RNA, 1321 nt
Organism: Penaeus monodon (black tiger shrimp)
Lineage: Eukaryota; Metazoa; Arthropoda; Malacostraca; Decapoda; Penaeidae
Product: wiskott-Aldrich syndrome protein homolog 1-like
Exons: 2
Coding region: 1-831 (276 amino acids)
Source: RefSeq, a predicted model, not a curated record